Molecule: messenger RNA, 1157 nt
Organism: Chelonoidis abingdonii (Abingdon island giant tortoise)
Lineage: Eukaryota; Metazoa; Chordata; Testudines; Testudinidae
Gene: CD48
Product: CD48 molecule
Cellular component (GO): membrane
Source: RefSeq, a predicted model, not a curated record
UGCCAUGUCGGGGAAGAUGGUGGCUCUUGUUUGCCUCGUGGUGCUCAGCAACUUACAAGCUUAUGAGGCUACAGAGGUGCCGAUCAAUCAGGUGAAUGGGAUUGUCCAUGGCACAGUGUAUCUAAACCCCAAACAGUCAGUCCCAGAGAAAUACAAGCAGAUCACCUGGUGGUUCAAGUAGUCCCUGAAGAUCCUGACUAAAAAAUGGGAUCAGCCAGUGUCUUACCGCAAUGGCUCUUUUCAUAAUAAACUGUGUUACCACGAGAAUCACACCCUGGAAAUUAAUCAGCUGCAGAAGCAAGACAGCGGCACCUUCCGGAUGGAAGUGGAAGACAGCCAAAGCAAGAAGUCAGAUGAAGAUAUCCAACUGGAUGUGUACGAGCCCAUCCCUAAGCCCAGGGUGAACAUCACUACCAGGGUCUACAAAGAUGGAGAGUGCAAGGUCACCCUGGAGUGCACUGUGGCUGCCAUCCAAGUGACCUACCGCUGGUGUAAGAAUGAAAAGGAUUUAGUGGGCAAAAAUAGCAGCACACUGGACGUUGAGUUAAAGUCAGAAAGUGACGCAUCUUACAAAUGCAUCGUCAGCAACCCUGUCAGCGAAGAGACGGGCUUCAUCUAUUACAGAAGUCCUUGCACAUGGAACGAGAAAAACUCAGCCGUGACCUUGUCCCUGGCUCGGCAGACGGCUGAUUCCAUCCUGGCGUUUGGAUUUCUCCUCCUCGUCCAUAACUGGGUCUAGGGCUGGGGAGUCAAGAGAACACAACGAACCCCUCGAUUGCCUCCGCCUGGUGAAACACACAAGACCAAAAUGAACACCAGAAAUAAUAGCGUUCGACAGCCAUCCACCAUCUUGCCAGCACACUGGGGAUUAAACUAGGGUCUUCGAGAACUGAGGGGAAGAUGAUGUCGCGGAGACAAAGCCCACUACUUGGGUGCUAUAAUAGACUCACCUCUGCAGAUGAGGGGUGGAGGGGAGGAUCCUGGCUGUUUUCUGGACAAGAGCAAAGGCCCUAAAUCAGUUUAAAUUCAGGCUAUUUAUUCCUUUCUUUAUUGGGCUCUGAAGAAUCCAGUUUAAAAGUGCAGCUGCUCCAGGUUGUGGAAACAGUUGCCAACUUUCACACGGUAAAUAAGUCCCCAACUUUUACAAUAAACCAAAA